CAUACUUCCCAUCCAAACAAAUAUGCCGUGUUCCUUCACUAAACAGAGCUCUUUAAUUCUUAAUAAUAUACGGAUUAAAGGAGAAUCAAUACGUAAUUCCAUCAAGUCUUCCGACCCAUCUCAAAUUAUAAAAAAGAAGAAGCAAAACACCUAUCCUUCAUUUUUUUUUUCCUUCUCUCCAAGUGAAUCCUUUUUCAAAGAGAUGGAAGUAACUUUUACACUUGUAAGAGAUUUUGUAUUUCAUUGCAUUGGUCAUUGGGGUCGACUUUGCUGAAGAUGGAAUUAUUUCUUGGUGUUCUUCUAUCAGCUUGCUUGCUCUCAUUUGUAUCUGCUGAUUCACAAGGAGAGGCUUUAGUUGCAUUAAAGAAUUCACUCCAUGCUUCAGCCGAUCAGUUGAGAGAUUGGAGUCAAAAUCUGAUUAGCCCAUGCACUUGGUCAAAUGUUAGGUGUGAUCCUAAUAAUAAUGUCAUUUCCGUGACUUUGUCAUCCAUGAACUUUUCUGGCACAUUGUCCCCUAAAAUAGGAGUUCUGAGCAAUCUUACAUCACUUACAUUGAAAGGAAAUGGUAUAACUGGUGAGAUACCAAAAGAGUUUGGAAACUUGUCAAGCUUGACUAGCUUGGAUUUGGAAAGUAAUCGUUUAACUGGAGAAAUACCUUCUUCCCUCGGUAACCUUAAAAAUCUGCAGUUCUUGACGCUUAGUAAGAACAACCUUAGUGGAUCUGUUCCUCAGUCGAUUUCAGGUCUUCCAAAGUUGAUCAAUCUUUUUCUUGAUUCGAAUGAUCUUAGUGGUGAAGUUCCAGAUCUUUUGUUUAACAUUCCAAUUUAUAAUUUUGCAGGAAACAGGUUAAAUUGUGGUGAAAAUUUUCCUUACCCAUGUGUGUCAAAUGGAAAUGAUUCAGGAACUACGAAGAAGUCAAAGGUUGGUAUUAUUGUUGGAGUUGUUGGGGGAAUUUUAGUAGUUCUUCUUUUUGGUGGCUUGCUGCUUUUCCUGUACAAACGUAGACAGAAAGGCUACAAGGGCGAUGUCUUUGUAGACGUUGAAGGUGAAGUUGACCAAAGAAUUGCUUUUGGUCAAUUGACAAGGUUUGCAUGGAGGGAAUUACAGUUGGCUACGGAUAGCUUCAGUGAAAAGAAUGUCCUUGGACAGGGAGGUUUUGGAAAGGUGUAUAAAGGUGUGCUUCUCGAUAACACAAAAGUUGCAGUUAAGAGAUUAAUUGAUUUCGAAAGUCCUGGAGGAGAUGCAGCUUUUCAACGUGAAGUCGAGAUGAUAAGUGUAGCCGUUCACAGGAAUCUCUUACGGCUCAUUGGCUUUUGCACAACACCAACUGAACGCCUUUUGGUCUAUCCCUACAUGCCGAAUUUAAGUGUGGCAUAUCGUCUUCGGGAAGUCAAACCUGGUGAACCUGUUUUAGAUUGGCCUCAAAGAAAAAGAAUAGCCCUAGGUGCAGCACGUGGGCUGGAGUACCUUCAUGGACAUUGCAAUCCAAAGAUCAUUCAUCGAGAUGUGAAGGCUGCAAAUGUAUUAUUGGAUGAAGAUUUUGAAGCAGUUGUCGGUGACUUUGGCCUUGCGAAGUUGGUGGAUGUGAGGCGGACAGAUGUGACAACUCAAGUUCGUGGGACAAUGGGACACAUAGCACCCGAGUACUUGUCCACUGGGAAGUCAUCAGAAAGAACGGAUGUCUUUGGUUAUGGGAUUAUGCUUCUAGAGCUUGUGACAGGUCAACGUGCAAUUGAUUUCUCACGCUUGGAAGAUGAAGAUGAUGUUCUGCUUCUUGAUUAUGUCAAGAAGCUGGAAAGGGAGAAAAACCUGGAUGCUAUCGUAGAUCAUAAUCUUAAUAAAAAUUACAACAUGGAGGACGUAGAGGCAAUGAUCCAAGUUGCAUUGCUUUGCACCCAAGCCUCACCAGAGGACCGUCCGGCAAUGUUGGAGGUGGUGAGGAUGCUGGAAGGAGAGGGGCUAGCAGAGAGGUGGGAAGAAUGGCAGCACAUUGAAGUUACACGUAGGCAAGAGUACGAAAGACUGCAAAGGAGAUUUGACUGGGGGGAAGACUCACUACACAACCAGGUCGCUAUCGAGUUAUCUGGUGGAAGAUGAGGUAAAGAAUCCCCCGCUUGUUAGAAAAGCAUGUAACAUCUUAGUUUCUUUUAGUUAGGAUAGCUGAUUGUGCAAUUGAUAUAGGGACAGUGGAAAGAAAAUGCCGUCGUAUGGUUUUAUAUACGAUUGCAUUUGUUUGUCAUAGCUCUCCCUUUUUUACAUGUUUUAUACAGGAGAUGUUGUAUGUGUUUAUUGCAUUGAACAACGCAAACUCGAAAAUGAAAAGCAUGAUCUUGUAUAUUUCCACAUGAAUAUUUGAAGAUUUUCUGGAAUUCUACCAAUCCUGUUGAAAGA
This is a messenger RNA of Gossypium arboreum, 2391 nucleotides long. Its product is annotated as probable LRR receptor-like serine/threonine-protein kinase At5g10290. NCBI's taxonomy places the organism in Eukaryota, Viridiplantae, Streptophyta, Magnoliopsida, Malvales, Malvaceae. The coding region runs from base 277 to 2097 and encodes 606 amino acids. Gene Ontology annotation, biological process: protein phosphorylation. The record is from RefSeq and is a predicted model, not a curated record. The transcript is spliced from 12 exons. Gene Ontology annotation, molecular function: protein kinase activity; ATP binding; protein binding.